UUGCAUUGUGUCUGACUGAUUUUCAGAGCACCUUCGCUGUUUCCCCCUUCUCAUUCCCUUUCUGUAAAAUAUCUAGACAGGAAGGAGGUGGCUGCAGAGGCUGAGCAAACAAUCUCAUAUUCUGCCUGCAAUGUCAUCGUUUCUUUCCCCCAUUUUAGGGGGCUGAAGUUGCCCAGGAAGGGGAUGCAGAGGAGCUGGAAAGGAAGGGGGGAGCUCUCCAGAGGCAGCUGCGGUCAGGGGCAGGGACUGCCGCCAGAUGUGCCUGCCUCUCUGGGAUUUGAUUCGAAAGGGGCAGCAGGAGGAAAUAUUGGGAGACAAAAGCCCCGUUUUAAAUGAUCAUUUUCUUUAUUUAACAUGGCAGCAGACACUCUGCGUAGGAUCAUCAUGCCGAGCAUAAACUGGACUUUCCCACUUGCCUGGCAGGAGUGAGACAGAUCACUGUGUGCUAAAUGAGCAUCUGAGGAUGUUGUUCAACCUAGAAGAAAAUGCUUCUGCACGGUGGCUAGUCUGCUUCCCUUCAUUAUCUUCCUACCACGCAAAAAGAAAAAAAAAAAUUUUUUUCUUAAGAUUCUUUGACCAAACUUUGCUCAUGAUGAUGGAAUCUUCAGUAACUGUUGCUUCGCCACAGGAUGUCCUUGGCGUGUGCACCCCUGUGGAAUCCAGUUCAUCUCUAAUCUGUCAGGAAGCAUCAGAGGUGGUUUUGACUCCUUAUGUCCUGAGCCUGUGCACAAAAUGUGUAAACUGGAUAGAACAUCAGACAGCUCAUUAUAGAGACAAGUACGCUCCAUUCCCAAAGUUGGAUGACAGAACAAGUCAUGACCUUGUGUGGAGGAAAAUGAGAUCCCGAGUGAAGUCUACAAUGUCAUUGACUCUGAAGGAGGACUCAGAGACCCAUUGGUGUUUAAUGACCCUUACUGGCCUAUGCAAUGGGAAACUGGUAAGGAAAGGAAAAGAAAACAGGAAACAUUGGAAAGAUAAAUGGGGUCUUUCCUAUGAAGAGAGAUUUAGACCAUUGAUUGACAUUCAUACCUGUGAAAGUGAAGUGUCAGUCCUGGAAGAACUGGAGGCAUUUACACACCAGGAAAUGGUUACCUCAGUUUACUGGAUCUGGAUUAAUUCCUAACCGCUCAACUUUCCUACAUAAUUAAGAGUUUGCAGCUUAAGCACUGCCAAAAGCUACAUCUGCACUGAAAUCAAUUAUCUGUGUUUGGUGCGGACGCUCUGAUAACAUGUCCAGUGUUGGAGACUCUCAAAUAUCACUCCAAGGUCUGAUGCCAGCAAGUUACAUUGAAAUCACCUGGAGAGUGUGUUCAAAAUCCAAACCUGAGAGGACCCCACGUUGCAGGAAUGGGACCUGUGAGUUUGCAUGUGUUCUCAUCUACCAUCAUGAGCAGCCGUGCCCAAGUUUUGUUCUGUGGAACUGCAGUCCCUUGAGAUGCUCUAUGAAAAGAACAUUCUGUCUUAGAGAUUCACAAUCCAUGUGAUCAUACUGAAGUCUUAAAGUUAUUUGGCCUCGCACAGCCGGAUAUUUCCAGACUUUCUGGACCUUCAAAAUAUUUUUCAACAGAGUGUUUCAUGGAGCACACUUUGAGAAAAGGGAGUUUAGAGGAAUACUGUGAUGCCCCUUCCAUGAAAAUUAAGCAAAACAAAACUUCCUUUGCGUUUGCAAAUUUUUUUCUCAUAUACUCUUAUAAUAUUUUCUGUAAGCUAAAUAUUUCUUUCCUCUUUCCGAUUGCUCACCAUCUGUUGUUAGCAUAUAUGUUUUCUAAUAAUAUUUGAAAAUUAGAAACUACCUUAAAAUUAUAAGUGUGCCUGAAAUGCUCAGUUUUUUCCGAGGAAUGUGUGUAUUACUCAUGACUUCAAAGGUUUAAUUCUAAGAAUUUACAAAAGUAUAAUCAAAAUAUUCUGCUGUAGAGUCACUGGAACAACUCUCCACAUCCUGGCUUGUAUUUUAAUUAGUUAUGGUCAUGAUUUUCUUUCACUGGACUCCAGGCUACUUGAGGGAAAAGGCUGUAUCUGGCUCACAUUGCCAUGUUCAAAAAUCUUUGCUGAAUUGUGUUCAUUUCUGAAACCAGGUUUCUCUGGGAUUCUGAUAUCAAUAUACGGGCGCUGCUCAAUGUUCUGAGUUAGUAGUUCACUGACUUUGUCAGGUUUCUGUGUUUUACUUUGUUUUUUAAAGAUAAUUGACAUUUCAUCCUCAAUUUGUAUUUUGGAAGCAUCACUAACCAACAUUAGCUCAUCAUCCACUUUGGCUCCAAAACCCAAUCUGUCAUCUUUUUUAUAAGCUCCUUGAGGACAGGGUUUAUAUGUCUUUCUCGUAAACCUGCAAUACGGUUUUGUACAGUAGCAUUCAAGAAGCAGUUGUGGAGUGGAUAUAAAUAACCAAAAGGAAAAUACGUUGAACAACCUGUGACCAUUAUGACUUCCUCAAUAUCAUGUUUUUCUAAAAAUCAGAAUCCCAGACUUGAUGUUUAUGGCAACAUAUGUGUCAACCUGGGGCUGCUUUUUACCCAGUAAAUGGAUUUCCCCCGUUUGCUUUCUCUGUCCCUUGCUCUUGUUCCGGUUCAUAUCCCAAACUCUGAAUAUUCAGUUUAUGCAGUUAAAAGUUAAAUUUCAAAGAUAAUGAAUUUCAAAGUGGGUGUUUUAUUAACUGCAGCAAUAAACAAGUGAGAGUUACAUUACACGGUGACAAAAGUUCUUCAGCUUCCGUGGGCCCUUGUGUUCCCAGAUGAAGAGCCAAAUGGAAAUGUUUAAUAAAACAUGUGUGAGACUGCACAAUAGAACAGUCCUUACAUUUUACAUCAAGCUGCAUCAGGGUCACGGGAGGUGUUUUAUUAGCACAGUCAACAAUAAUAUCGUGAUUUUUAUUAGGAGGAAAAGAUAGUGAGAGACUACUAAUUAUUUUUCAGCCUGAGGGACAUUUUUUCUUGAAAUGACUGUUAAUUUGAUCAUUGUCGUGCAGUUCACAGAUUUACAUGAACUUAUUUCACUGUGACACAUGGUUAAGAACCAGACUAAGAUUGUUGCUUUAUUAAUGGUUUUCAGUAAAUGUAUUCAAAAGUGCUAACUGUGUGGGUGUAUGGAUGAUAUUGAUAGCACUUGGAAGGUUGAAUCCUUUUGGAAGUAGCUAGCCUGAAGCCCUUUUCACAUGAUAUUUUCUUUGUUCAUGCAGUGAGAUGUUAAGCCUACAAGAAUGAAAUAAAAUCCCAGUGAAAUAAGAAUGGUGUUGUCUCAGAU
This is a messenger RNA of Ailuropoda melanoleuca (giant panda), 3237 nucleotides long. RefSeq lists its product as uncharacterized. The transcript has 10 exons. The record is from RefSeq and is a predicted model, not a curated record. Lineage: Eukaryota; Metazoa; Chordata; Mammalia; Carnivora; Ursidae. The coding region runs from base 464 to 1123 and encodes 219 amino acids.